Messenger RNA from Spirodela intermedia, 255 nucleotides. Lineage: Eukaryota; Viridiplantae; Streptophyta; Magnoliopsida; Alismatales; Araceae. The record is from the annotation of a GenBank genome assembly.
AUGAUAGACACCAUGAUGCCGAAGAUAUCGGAUGCCCGUUUUGAAGCCCUAGAAGCACACAAUCAGAACCUACAGGCAGAUCAACAAAGGAUGGUCGACGAUAUGCAGAAAUCAAGGAAAGAAUCCACGGAUCUGAUCUGGCAACUCCUACAAAAUAUGCAGCAGUUUCAACUGAUGGUAUGUGCUAGAUUGGAUGCUUUGGAGACGAAGGAACACUCUACUCUCCAGCCGAUAUCAUCACUUCGCUCAGAGUAG